Messenger RNA from Cuscuta campestris, 1708 nucleotides. Lineage: Eukaryota; Viridiplantae; Streptophyta; Magnoliopsida; Solanales; Convolvulaceae. The record is from the annotation of a GenBank genome assembly.
CUUUGAAUCAUCACAUUAAUUCUGUUCAUUUUGUCAACGGGGAAUUGGUUGGCAUUAAUUGUUUAAUCAUAUAAUAAUUACAACAAAAAUUGUAAUCAUUAAAUGUCGUGCUGCGGUGGUGGGGAGCUAGAGGACUACAGCGGUCCGCAGCCUAAUCAGAGCACCGCCCCUCCUAAGGUCGGCCACCCCUAUCACGGUGGCACCGGUGGUGCCAGUGAAAGAGAGCCAAGGUCUUCUGGGGCUAUGAGAAAUGGAGCACCUCAGAAAGUUCUUCCCAUCGAGAUACCCGUGAUGCGUUUGGAUGAGCUGAAUAAGCUAACGGGCAAUUUCGGUCAAAAGGCUUUGGUUGGUGAAGGCUCAUACGGCCGUGUUUUCUCUGCAACUUUGAGCAAUGGCCAACAGGUUGCAAUAAAGAAGCUGGACACCAGUUCCUCACCAGAGCCAGAUUCUGAGUUUGCCGCGCAGUUGUCGACAGUUUCAAGACUCAAGAAUGAUCAUUUUGUGGCUCUUCUUGGGUAUUGUCUUGAGGCAGAUAACCGGAUCCUUGUAUAUGAGUUUGCCACCUCGGGAUCUUUACACGAUGUUUUACAUGGAAGGAAAGGGGUGCAAGGGGCAGAGCCAGGUCCAGUCCUUGCUUGGAAUCAGAGAGUAAAGAUUGCUUAUGGGGCAGCAAGAGGUCUGGAAUAUCUGCACGAAAAAGUUCAGCCCCCCAUUGUCCAUCGCGAUAUCAGAUCCAGCAACGUUCUCCUCUUUGAGGAUUUCACAGCCAAACUUGCUGAUUUCAACUUGACAAACCAGUCCUCUGACACAGCUGCCCGGUUGCAUUCCACUCGCGUCUUGGGAACUUUUGGCUACCAUGCUCCAGAGUAUGCAAUGACGGGACAGAUUACUCAAAAGAGCGAUGUUUACAGUUUCGGAGUUGUCCUCUUAGAACUCUUGACAGGAAGGAAGCCAGUUGAUCACACCAUGCCCAAAGGGCAACAGAGCCUUGUCACAUGGGCGACGCUAAGAUUGAGCGAAGACAAAGUGAAACAAUGUGUGGAUCCAAAGCUAAACAAUGAGUAUCCCCCUAAGGCUAUUGCCAAGAUGGCAGCAGUUGCAGCACUGUGUGUUCAGUAUGAGGCCGAUUUUCGUCCCAACAUGACAAUCGUCGUCAAGGCAUUGCAACCGCUUCUCAACUCAAAGCCGGUCACCGGCUCAGAGUCCCAACCAUGACCUUUUUUGUUGAGUCUUCCAAAUCUCAAAUGUUUUUCUUUUUUCUAAUUUCCGAAAAGAGAUUUUGCAAAAUUGUUGUCCAAUUCAUGUUUCCAUCCUAAUGUUAGCCUAAAUGGAGGAGACUGAAAAGAAAUUACUUUGUACUAGGAGGAGUACCUGUAUAUGCAUGCACUAGUUUUUGGUGGUCUUUCAUCAAUCACCAACAAAACAGAGUCUUCAGCAACUCUUAUUGAAGCUGUAUGCAAGUAUUACAAUGCUAAAACAAUGGCAUGUGUUUUACCUUUUGCUCCAAGGAGGUUGCCUACAUACUUGGCAUGGAAGAUUGUGGAAUUGAGUAUGAAGAGUAUCAAAAACAAUGUUCAAAACUGUCUCCACAAUUUCCUUCAUACCUGAAGGAAUUAAGAGCAAAGUUUGUUGAGAGUGGUACUGAAGGAGCGAGCUAUCACAGCAUCCCACAUUAAAGAUAUUUUGAGGUUCAUGACUGUUGAUGAUG